AUGGAACUAUUAAAACGUACCCAUGGGAUUAUCGGGACUUUACUCAAACCAUAUAAGGGCAGACAGCAAUCUGAAAGCUACACAAAGAAGCUCAAAGAUUUAAAACUUAGCUGGGAGGAAACUCUCUUUGAUAUUGCUAGUUGUAAAUGUAAAUACCUUAACGAUUGCCAUUGUUCCAAAGAGAAGAAAAUUCCAGCACAAGAAAGGGAAUUUGUAAUAGAUCAGCGAACUACCAGAAACCUAGUCAUAGGAUCAAUUGAUGUAGCAUCCUCCAGGAAAAUAGCAAAAAGAAACCAAAAAAAGAUGGGACGAUCCCAAGACCCUGAAAAACAUUUUGAAAAACGCCUAAAAUUAAAGUCUAAGGAUACUGCAUCUGGGCCAGGAGACUCUGAAAAUGAGACUAGGAAUGAUCCGGAAAAGUUGCCUGACUAA
Molecule: messenger RNA, 432 nt
Organism: Brassicogethes aeneus
Lineage: Eukaryota; Metazoa; Arthropoda; Insecta; Coleoptera; Nitidulidae
Source: the annotation of a GenBank genome assembly